AUGUCGGUGUGGGGUGUUAUAUUUCUUGGAAUAUUGGGCGUUUUCUUUUAUAUUCAAGCAGUUAGUUUAUUCCCUGAUCUUCACUUCGCCGAGGAAGCAUCGGAAGCAGGUGUUGUACCACCUCUCACAAAUGCUAUGAUCGAGGACAAAUACAGUGAGAAAGCUACGCAGUGUUGGGUGGCUGCAGGAAUGUAUUUGGUCACAUUAAUUGUCGUAUUUUGGCAAAACAAAUUCAACACGACAGCUAUUUUUUGA
Messenger RNA from Anisakis simplex (herring worm), 255 nucleotides. The record is from the annotation of a GenBank genome assembly. NCBI's taxonomy places the organism in Eukaryota, Metazoa, Nematoda, Chromadorea, Rhabditida, Anisakidae.